AUGUCGACCGUGACAACCACCCAACUCAGCCAUGAGUCAAUUGACUUGCGAGAUGUUCGCAACGAAUUUCCUCUCGAGACCGAGAGACAGAAUCAGAGUGAUGGCCCUACGGCGUCCAAAGCCCGCCAAGCAACGACAACUUUCCAGCUGUCAGGCCUCAACUUCUUGUCCCCGGCUGUGAACGGAAUUAUCCUAGUCAGUUUGCCUACACUUGUCGCCGAGCUCAAUCUGCCGGAGCAGCUGCACGUCUGGCCUAUAUCGGUCUACGGUCUUGCCGUGGGAUCGACAAUCCUCCCUGUCGGCUCUCUCGCCGACGCGGCCGGGAGUCGCAUCGUGGACCUCGUCGGCUGUUUCUCCAUGGCCCUUCUCUUGCUGGCCAACGGCUUCGUCAAAUCAGCCUUCUCGAGCGUUUGCGCCACCAUGCUGUUGUCUUUCGCCGUACUAAAGUCAAUGGAGCAAUACUGCAGUCUGUUCUUUCAAGAGGUACAAGGGUUGUCUGCAACGGAGACAUCCACCCGACUUCUCCCCAGCCUUGUCGUCGGCAUAAUCCUCAACUUCACCACUGGCCUGUUUGUCCACAAGGUUUCUGCCCGAUGGUUGGUGGCCGGCUCGUCGAUAGUCUGCGCCGGCGGCCCGGUCCUGAUGGCGCUCGCCAAGCCGGAGUGGCCAUAUUGGUACAACGCCUUCUUCGCCCAGCUCCUGCAACCGAUCAGCGGCGACAUUCUCUUCACCGUCGGCCUCAUUAUUGUGUCCGAGGCGUUCCCUGAAGAUACGCAGGCACUUGCAGGAGCAGUGUUCAAUGCGGCAUCCCAGUUCGGGACCUCCCUCGGCCUUGCCAUCAUGCAGGUCGUGGCGGGCGCGGUGACCAAUAAGGCGGCGGCGCGGGAGACGCCAAUCGAUGCUCUCCUCCUUGGCUACCGAGCCAGCUUCUGGGCAAUGACUGGCUUCAUGGUGCUCUGCUUCGCCCUUGGCCUUGUCGGGCUGCACAAGACAGGGAAGGUGGGCAAUAAGAAGGAGGAUUAG
Messenger RNA from Colletotrichum aenigma, 1023 nucleotides. Its product is annotated as putative MFS-type transporter. Gene Ontology annotation, molecular function: transmembrane transporter activity. The coding region runs from base 1 to 1023 and encodes 340 amino acids. Gene Ontology annotation, cellular component: membrane. The record is from RefSeq and is a predicted model, not a curated record. The transcript has 3 exons. NCBI's taxonomy places the organism in Eukaryota, Fungi, Ascomycota, Sordariomycetes, Glomerellales, Glomerellaceae. Gene Ontology annotation, biological process: transmembrane transport.